GCACUGCAUUUCUACGCCAUCAAAUGGUCGAAAGAUAGGGAUUUCCCUUACUCAGCCUCGUACUUGAGUCCGAGGGAGACUUCUGGGCCGCGGGUUCCAAUUUGUCGAAUCCGCCUUAGGCCGCAAGUAAGGGUACCGGAUUUCGUGAUGCGCCGCAAUCUCUCUUGUACCACCUCUGCGGCAUUAUGCAGCCUGAUUAGAGGUUCUCUCCAUGUGGCACAAGCGGCGCUGCCUCAGGAUCUUGGUCUUCAGAUACAAUAGAUUUCCACGGUGGGUGAAUUCGACCCACGAUUCGCUUGUAGAGAGUUUGCGGGAAGGGAAUAAUAGGCGCCCCUCUCUCGACCACACACUCGGGACGCCUAUCUCUUCCUUCCCUCUGCGACCACCGGAGACUCCGAGCUGGACUAGAUUGCGACAUUCAGUGCAGUGCAAGCCUGUACCACUGGAUCGAAGAGAGGAGCCACCCUGAGGCUGUGUGCGGUGCUUCCACCUGUCCCCUUACCGUGGCUACCUUCCAUGUCAUCGCAAGACUGGCUAGCAUUCGUAAAUUCUGGUGUGUAUCAUUGCUUGAAUUCUCCUGCCGAUAACGUAACAAUGGGGUCUCUGACUCUGGGAGCUCCGGUAUUUCCCAUAGUGCAUGCCUUGGGCUCCGUAAACUGGGUCCCUGUUUGAUGAGCUUGAAACUUCUUAACACGGUGGAGUCGAACCCUGACGGCGCCAAAGAGAAGCUCGAGGGUCACAGCCAAAGGUGCUCGGUCACUCCUCAGUUAGCGCUGAACGAGGGAUUGCUGUUUCAAAACCGUCAUAUAAACAAAUAGCGCCAGGAGAAUAUGAGCCAUUCAGUGCAGGAGCGCAAUGUGGCUGUAAUUCCUGCGUG
Molecule: messenger RNA, 877 nt
Organism: Aspergillus welwitschiae
Lineage: Eukaryota; Fungi; Ascomycota; Eurotiomycetes; Eurotiales; Aspergillaceae
Exons: 2
Coding region: 212-469 (85 amino acids)
Source: RefSeq, a predicted model, not a curated record